GGCGGAAUUAUCUCAAUGUGGACAAAUGAGAACGGAAUUGCGCUGAUUUUGCGGCAUUGACGAUGAGGAUGCGUCAACGAAGACGGGAUUCGGGGCUGCUCUUUGCUUUGCUGCUUUGUGUCUGCGGCUCGUCCGCGUCGCAACUGUCCUACUCCGUGAGCGAGGAGGUGAACAAAGGCUUCGUGCUGGGGAACAUCGCCAAGGAUUUCAACCUCAACGUGCACGAGUUGCACGCCAGAGGUCUGCGUGUGGUUGCCAGCACCAGCCAGGAGUUCUUUGACGUGGAUUUACAGAGCGGUAACCUAUUUGUAAAGGAACGAAUAGACAGGGAGGAGCUUUGUCCGAAUGUGGUCAAAUGUGCGUUGAGGAUACAAGCGGUGUUGAACAAUCCCAUGACGGCACAUCGAAUUGAGAUCAAUAUUUUGGAUGUCAACGACAAUUCGCCUGCUUUUGCGGAAAACGCCUACACUUUGGACAUCCCCGAAUCCGCUUCACCGGGAGAGCGGCAUUUCCUCCCGGUGGCCGUGGACGCAGACAUUGGCAGCAACUCGGUGAGGAGCUAUAAACUGAGCAAUAAUGAACAUUUUGCAUUGGACGUGCAGAGCGGAGGCGAUCACGGCGUGUCUGCCGAAUUGGUGCUGCAGAAACAUUUAGACCGAGAGAAACAAUCACUCCUCACACUCGCGCUCACCGCCGUCGAUGGAGGCAAACCUCCAAAGUCUGGCUCCUUGCAAAUCCGCGUCAACGUGCUCGAUGUCAACGACAACGUGCCCGCCUUUAGCAAGUCGCUGUAUAAAGUGCGUCUGAGGGAAGACGCCCCGCGGGGCUCACUCGUGAUCACAUUAAACGCAACAGAUUUGGAUGAAGGCAUAAACGGCAGGAUCGCGUAUUCCCUCAUUAAACGAGGCAACAACGAGCCGUCCGACAUUUUUAAUCUCAAUUCAGAAACGGGAGAAAUCACCGUGAAAGGGGCUUUAGAUUAUGAAGAGACUCCCGCUUACGAAGUCAGGAUCCAGGCAGCGGAUCAAGGCCCCGUUCCUCGUAGCGCGCUUGCAAAACUGCUCGUCGAGGUAGUCGACGUGAACGACAAUGCCCCCCAGAUAACGGUGACGUCACUGAUGACCCCAGUCAAGGAAAACGCAGAAUUGGGGACAAUUGUUGCCUUGGUUACCGUGAGCGAUAAGGAUGCGGGCGACAACGGGGCAGCCAACUGCCAGGUGCUCGGGUCACCGCCUUUUAAGUUAAAUUCCAACUACAAAAAUGAUUAUUCAUUAAUAGUUGAUGGAGCACUGGACAGAGAAAACAUCUCUUUUUAUAAUGUUUCCAUCAUUGCCACAGAUGAAGGAAGUCCACCUCUGUCCACGAGAAGAAUAAUUACAGUUCAGCUUUCCGAUGUUAAUGAUAAUGCACCUCGAUUUAUGCAACCCGUCAUUAAUGUUUAUGUCGAAGAAAAUAGUCCAGCGGGAUAUUCUCUUUGUUCCGUGAAAGCACAUGAUCCCGACUUGGGCCAAAAUGCAAAAGUGUCAUACACGUUGCUCGAUAUUUAUCCGAGGAAUGUGCCAAUUUCAUCACUUCUGAACAUCAACUCGGAGAGCGGCGACAUCGUCAGCUUGCAGUCGUUCGACUACGAGACGCUGCAGACGCUGGAGUUCCAAGUUCAGGCCACGGACGGCGGCGUCCCUCCGCUCAGCGGCAACGUGAGCGUCAACCUUUUCAUCCUGGACCAGAACGACAACAGUCCCCGCAUUCUGCCGCCCUAUUCCGAGCACGGCUCGGCCAACGGCGAGAGCGUCCCCUACUCCGCCGAAGCGGGAUACUUUGUGGCGAAGAUCAGGGCCGUGGACGCCGACUCGGGUUACAACGCGCUGCUCUCCUACCAGCUGUCGGAGCCCAAAGGCGGCAACGGGCCGCUCUUCCGCAUCGGAAGCGGCAGCGGGGAGAUUCGGACCAGGAGGAGAAUGAGCGAGGAUGACCUGAAAAGUCACCCCUUGGUGGUGUCGGUGUGCGAUCACGGAGAAGCCUCCCUGUCGGCGACGGUGUCCAUUGAUGUGCUGGUGCUUGAAAGCACAGCUGACAUCCGCACUCAGUUCAGACAUGUGCCCAGAAAGGAGGAGAGCUUCUCCCGUUUGCACUUGUAUCUGCUCAUCGCCAUCGCGGCCGUGUCGCUGGUCUUUCUGCUCAGCCUGCUGGCUUUCGUAGCCUUCAAAUGCCGCAGACGGACGGACGGCGGCGCCCCCGUGAUUGCCGCCCACCCCGACGGGAGCUGGUCUUACUCCAAAGCGACGCAGCAGUACGACGUGUGUUUGGGCUCCGACACGCUCAAGAGCGACCUGGUGCUUUUCCCCGCGGCCUUUCCGCCCGCCGAGGCCGAACUGAUCAGCAUUCACGGAGGCGACACCUUCACCAGGACUCAGACUUUGCCAAACAGCGAGAAGGUAGGCUGUCCAUAUCUAAAAAUGUCUAGAAAUGGACUUGGACUUUGCCGUGUAGUGAAACGUUAG
This is a messenger RNA of Syngnathoides biaculeatus (alligator pipefish), 2501 nucleotides long. Its product is annotated as protocadherin alpha-3-like. The transcript has a single exon. The record is from RefSeq and is a predicted model, not a curated record. The coding region runs from base 63 to 2501 and encodes 812 amino acids. Gene Ontology annotation, cellular component: plasma membrane. NCBI's taxonomy places the organism in Eukaryota, Metazoa, Chordata, Actinopteri, Syngnathiformes, Syngnathidae. Gene Ontology annotation, molecular function: calcium ion binding. Gene Ontology annotation, biological process: homophilic cell-cell adhesion.